Messenger RNA from Oncorhynchus masou masou (cherry salmon), 2122 nucleotides. It is a transcript of the gene mtfmt, whose product is annotated as mitochondrial methionyl-tRNA formyltransferase. Lineage: Eukaryota; Metazoa; Chordata; Actinopteri; Salmoniformes; Salmonidae. Gene Ontology annotation, biological process: conversion of methionyl-tRNA to N-formyl-methionyl-tRNA; biosynthetic process. Gene Ontology annotation, cellular component: mitochondrion. The coding region runs from base 514 to 1716 and encodes 400 amino acids. The record is from RefSeq and is a predicted model, not a curated record. Gene Ontology annotation, molecular function: methionyl-tRNA formyltransferase activity. The transcript is spliced from 9 exons.
UGCGUUCUAUGUGGUGCUAAACAUAGGAUUUAAAACAUGUAUGCAUCAAACUGUAUUCGUAGACGAAUUGACAGAAAUGGUAGCACUAGGUGAAUGUUGAACUUUUGUUGCACCCAUAUCCAGAUGAUGCUGCGUUCUAUUUUGCACAGAGCACUAUCGGUCUGAUCAAGUCGUCACUGUCUAGUCGGAACUAAAAGUGUCUGAUCAAACGAAGGGAGAACUAUUUUCGAUAGAACCGGAAACAUGGUGUAUGUCAAGAAAAAAUAUGGCGGCGCCCAUAGGUAGAAAUACCUUAAUGUUAUAGCUGACAUUAAUCAAGCUAAAUGUUGGACAAUAUUAAUUAACGCUAGAGGUAACCGUGUCACACGAAUAAAUCUUAAUUCUAGAUGGGCCCUCGUGUAAUUUGUUGAGCUUGUUUUGACGAAUAAACGAGCCAUACUGGAGUCGAGCAUUGUUAGCUAAUUUUGACACACUGGUGGCAUUGGUAGAUGCCCGCCCGACCAAUGACAGAAGAUGUGGAACAAUGUCAAGGCAAAAGUAAUGGGUCUGAAAAUACUCCAUGGCUUUUGCAAUUAUUGCACCCAGAGGCAUGCAUCUGUUGGCGUGUGGGUCAAAAGAACGUCGGAGAAACAUAGACGUUGUGGACAAGUCCCUGGCAAGACCCGCCUAUUUGCCACUAGGAACUACUUAUCAACAGAACCACCUUGGAGGGUCCUUUUCUUUGGGACAGAUGAUUUUGCUGUAGAAUCCCUCAAGCUGCUCUCUGCGUCAAGGGACUCCAAUGACCGAGUUGUGGAAUCACUUGAGGUUGUCACACUAUCCAAUGACGUCCCUGUGAAGAAGUUUGCUGAUCAAAACAAACUGCCCGUUCAUGUCUGGCCUCUCGGGGAUCUUCAAGGGCGGUUCGAUGUCGGGGUGGUGGUGUCGUUUGGCUGCUUGCUUCGGGAAGGACUUAUCAACCAGUUUCCAUGUGGGAUCCUGAAUGUCCACCCCAGCCUUCUCCCCAGAUGGCGCGGCCCAGCCCCAGUGUUCCACACCAUCCUACACGGAGACACUAUCACCGGGGUCAGCGUCAUGCAGAUACGACCAAAGAGGUUUGAUGUGGGUCCCAUUCUUCACCAGGAGAUCUACCAGGUCCCAGACAACUUCACAGCUGACCAGCUAGGAGCUACUCUGGCCACCAAGGGAGCCCAGCUGUUGAUUGACACAUUAAGGACCCUUCCAGAGAGAAUCACAAACCGAAGAGAGCAAGCUCAAGACGGUACCACUUUAGCCCCUAAAAUCAGCACAUCGAUGAGCUGGAUCGUAUGGGAGGAGCAGACCUGUGUCCAGAUCGACUGCCUGUUUCGUGCCAUCGCAUCCCGGAUCCCAUUGAGAACAAUUUGGAUGGGCAAGACCAUAAAGCUGCUGGACUUUGCUGGCAAGUGCAACAUUUCACUAUCAGGUCGAGGGAGGAUACCUGUGCCAGGAUCUAUGAGUUAUCAGAAAGAAUCCAACACCUUGGCUGUCUGUUGUAAGGAUGGCUGGGUUGGAUUCAAGGCGGUGAUGCUGAAGAAGAGACUGUCGGCAGCGGACUUCUACAACGGAUAUCUCCAUCAGAGCUUCCAGAACAGAUCUGGCCCUCCCAGGCAGGAGUGCCUGUUCCACAGUAACAGAACUAAAUUACGUUCAGAUGGAGAGGAGAACUCAUUGACACAGCUACACGCUGUGCAUUAAAACACAAAACAACAACCUACUUUAAUGUUAUUUGAUUAGAUACAUUUCCUGUAAAAAAAUAAAGGAUCUAUACUAUGUCUGUUUUAAGACAUCAUAUUUAAGAGUACACACAAGAGUAGUGUUCAGCAGGGAACACCGUGGCAAAACGUUUUGAAACUAAAAAUGAGCAUUUCUUAUUGUUCAAGUCCAGGUAGUAACUACCCUCUGUUUCAAAAAAAAAUCUCUUAUUUUACGCCUACUGGAAACUAUUUCCUGAUAGCCUAUGGAACACAUGAAUGUAAUAAUAGUGAUAUCAGGGAGAGGCUGUUGUGUGUAUGAGUAGUUUGUUGUCGAAUGCAAAACCCUCAAACCCGUUAAGACUACCAAAAUAACAGGUGUAUUUGCAUAAAUAAACAUUUACAAGGUU